AUGCUCUCGACGGGAGGUCUGGCCCUCUUCCUGGUCAUCGCCCAUGGAGCCCAGGCCUUCAUAGGGGACGCGCAGGUAUCUUAUAGGUCCUCGGAUGUCCCUUGGGACGGAGGCAGCAGCCGCAACCCCGCGGGCUGGGGGCCGUUUGGCGGCAGUGACGGGUCUCAGCGCCGCUUCUCCCUGCGCGAGCUUGAGCGCGGCAGCAAGCUGCCCCCGCAGGCGCUCAUGCGCAUCGCAACUGCACAGCAGCCGUCCAAAGCCAGCGACGGCGGCGGCGCGUUCACUUGCCAGAAGUACGACCCGGCCACCCAGUCACUGCAGGCCAACGCGACCCUAAUCCGUCGCCUGGUCCUGCCCAAGCCACAGCAGUUGCCUGGCAGCUUCCCAACCGUCGGCGCCCCGUCAGUCAAUGACAUCAUCACAGCGGUAGCCUCCGCGUUCAGCGUGCCCUCGGCGACGCUGCGGCUGGCGCAGGCGCAGGGGCGGGCGCAGCCUGUGGAAGCUGACAAGGUGGAUGAUCUGGGGAUGCGCCAUGUGCGCCUUGAACAAGUGCAGCCGUACAUGGGCGAGCUGUUUGGGGUUGAGUACGGCGCGCUGAAGGUGCACCUGCGCAAUGCGGCCUCGGGGGUUGAGAUCUACCUUGUGACAGGCGGUUACAUCGACGACGUCGAGGGCCGCCUUGCGGCCGGCGCACUGAAGCGCAGCGGCGGCGGCGGGCGCGUCAGCUAUGGCUACGGUCCCAUCACAGGCCAGGUCGCCACAAGCAUCGGCGUCCAAUCCGCCCUCGGAGGUGCAGGCGGCGGCGGCGGCGGCGCAGCGACCGCUGGCGCGAGUCCAGCGGCCACCCUGGUCCAGGCGGCCGUGGCCCGCGCGCGGCGGCGGCAUGCUGGCGGCAGCGGCGGUGUGCCUCGCGGCCUGCCCGGCGGCGGCGGCGGCGGCGGCGGAGACGCGGCGCAGCCAUACGAGGCCGCCGGUGCGCGCGGGGAGCCGCGGCGUGUCGUCUACUGCGCCGGCGACGGCACGUGCCAGGCCGCGUGGCGGCAGCAGGUGAUGGUGCCCGCCGCCUACACGUCCACAAAGGCGCCCAGGGAGAUGCACGUGUACGUCUCCGCCUCAGACGGCGUUGUCAUCGCGCAGCACGACCGCCUGCGCACCUUCCGCGCUGCCGGAACCGCCGCGCCGCCCGGCCCUGCGGCCGUCGCGCCGCCGUCGCUGCUGCCGCCGUCGGCGUACGUCAAGGCGCGGUCCUCGACCCCCGAGGCGCGCGGCGCGGCGGAGCGGAUCAACGCGAUCCUCGCGCGCAAGUACGACGGCCCCAGCAUGAUCGCAAGCCAGGGCAUUGGGCAGACGCUGUACUCUGGCCAAGUCCCGCUCGACACCGCGCAAGUGACGCGGCUGACGAACAAGGGCGCCCGCCCGAGCGACGUGUACGUGCUGACUGACCUGAAGCGGCUGGGGCUGAAGACGUACGACUUGAGGGGCCGCGUGGACGAGGGGCGCGACGGCGGCGCGAUGGGGGAGGUGGUCAACUCGAGGAAGAACCAGUGGUGA
Molecule: messenger RNA, 1551 nt
Organism: Monoraphidium neglectum
Lineage: Eukaryota; Viridiplantae; Chlorophyta; Chlorophyceae; Sphaeropleales; Selenastraceae
Exons: 4
Coding region: 1-1551 (516 amino acids)
Source: RefSeq, a predicted model, not a curated record